Medicago truncatula (barrel medic) is the source of this 2052-nucleotide messenger RNA. Its product is annotated as protein EARLY FLOWERING 5. NCBI's taxonomy places the organism in Eukaryota, Viridiplantae, Streptophyta, Magnoliopsida, Fabales, Fabaceae. The record is from RefSeq and is a predicted model, not a curated record. Gene Ontology annotation, biological process: RNA processing. The transcript has 9 exons. The coding region runs from base 195 to 1826 and encodes 543 amino acids. Gene Ontology annotation, cellular component: spliceosomal complex.
GUGAGAAACAACGAAGAAUCACAUUACAUUUACGUUAACAGUGGAGAUUGAAUGUAGAAGAAAAGAUACAAUCUCACUCACGUGUUUAUUUAUCUAUCUCUUCAUUAGGAAGAAACAAUCGAAUUUUCGAAGAGGAACAAUAAAAUUAACAAGGAAAUUUCUGAAAGGGUGAGAAUUAGGGUUUUCGGUAAUCAAUGACGAAGACGACCAAAGGCGGUAAGGUGAUGAACCCUACCGAUGCUUAUAGGAAGGAGCUUCGCAAAAAGGAAUUGAAAAGGAAUAAAAAAGAAAGAAAGAAGGUGAGGGAUGUGGGGAUUUUGAAGAAAGAUCCUGAUCAACUCAAGAAACAGAUUGAAAACUUGGAAAUGAUGAAGGCUGAUGGCGCCUUGGAUAAAGCAAGAAAGCACAAAAAGAGGCAACUAGAAGAUACACUUAAUCGUGUCAUUAAGAAGCAGAAGGAAUAUGAUGAGAAAAAGCGGGAGAAGGGUGAGGCCCCUGUUAUGUUCAGUCAUUUGGGGCUUCCUCAAAGGAGAACAAGUGCAGAAGAGGAAGAUAGAGUUAAUCACCCACAGCCAGAGGACUCUGUUUAUUACCAUCCUCAAUUAAAUCCUACCGGGGCUCCACCGCCAGGGAAACCUCCCAUGUAUCAUUCGCCUAUAGGACCUAGAAUUCCCUUGUUUGGUGCUUCGUCAAGUACUGCCGCAUCAUCCUCGGCAACAGAGUCCGAUGAUUGUGUAUUAGCCGUACCUCCACCUCCCCCACCACCACCACUACCUGAAGCUAGUUCAGCUGAUGGUGCUGUUUUACCUGCAUCUUUGCCACUGCCUCCCCCACCUCCCAUGCCUCCAAAUCCCACUACUGUGGUGCCUGCAUCAUUACCACCACCUCCUUUGCCGCCACCACCUCCUGGUCCUCCACCUAAAGAGCAAGCUGUAAAUCGGCCUUUACCCCCUCCUCCUCCACCUCUAAAACAUUCUCAGCCACCUCCACCUGGCACCAGUGAAGGUGAAGAGAGAAAUCAGUAUGCAUUGCCAGAUAAUCUAUCUUCCAAGGAGCCUGGUCAGGUGCAGCUUCCUCCGCCCCCUCCGCCACCAAGUCAUAUGCCACAAAAUUCUGGUGCUAUUCAGUCUGAUGGUGCUGUUGUUUCUACUGACAAUAGGAAUUCUUUGUCAAACCAGGAGAUCCAAAAAAUGGUUCCUGGGCCUCCUCCUCCAAGGCAACAACCUCCUGGUCCAGGACUCACAUUAAUCCCGAGUGUACAGCCUGAUGUGUUGCCUCCUGGAAUAUCUCGGUUCCCACCACCCCCACCAUCUGAUAUGAGGCCUCCUUUACCUGUGAUUGGACUUCCUGGUCAGGCACCACCUCCUGGAAUGAUGGUCCCCCUAAUCCCAAGGCCCCCAUAUGGUCCUCCACCUGGGCCUCCUCCAAUGACGAGACCACCACUUCCACCUGGUCCUCCUCCGAACUUUCAGGAAGAGGAUCAUAUGGCAACUAGGCCACUUCCUCCUCAGAAACCAUCAUAUGUUAAAUCUGCUGCUUCCACUGUUGUUAAAAGGCCAUUAGCUCAGCACACUCCAGAACUCACAUCUAUGGUUCCUGCAUCUGUGCGGGUGAGAAGGGAGACUGCAAUGACCAAAACAAAACCAAAACCAUCUUUGUCAACAGUGUCAGUGUCAACAUCUAGGGCAGUCUCUGUGACACCCGGGCCAACUAUUUUAAAAGCAGAGUCAGUGAGCUCGUCGUCUGCUCCAAAAGCACCAAGCAUUGAUGACUCAUACACAGCUUUCUUAGAGGACAUGAAAGCCCUUGGCGCACUUGAUGGUUGAGUGGCGGAGCAGCAAAAUGGCGAGGAUGUGCGAAGUAGCUUGUAUUCAAUGAACCACUCAAAUGACAUAGUCUUUUGUUUUUCUCGAUAAAGUAGUUAUAAGACCUUGAAAGGUCGUGUAAUUCUAAUUCAUACCCGCUCUCUUUUAUAAGUUGACUUACUGUUUUUUUAAAAACAAAUGGGUGCACUGUUAUUAUUUUAUAGUUUUAUAAUUGACAUUUACUUUA